Messenger RNA from Periophthalmus magnuspinnatus, 1016 nucleotides. RefSeq names its product peroxiredoxin-like 2A. The transcript is spliced from 5 exons. Lineage: Eukaryota; Metazoa; Chordata; Actinopteri; Gobiiformes; Gobiidae. The record is from RefSeq and is a predicted model, not a curated record.
CUUUCGAAACACUGGGAGGGUCACACGCAGCUUUUGGACUGCAGAGGUUUUGCAGACUGGGUCAAUGGGGGUCGAGAGGAGAAGCGGUCAGGUUGUGCGGAGGUACGGAGUAGAAACAGCCCGACACGCCAGACAAGCCAAAGAAGCCAUCAUGGGGCUCAUCCUCAGCGCCAUGGCCACAGUGGUGGGGUUUAUCACUACUGCACUCAACUUUUUCACUGAUCCUUUCUUGACGCCUCCGCUGAAAGCAACUCUGAAGCAUUUGGAGGAGGCUGAGCUCACGACUCUGCAAGGAGAGAAAAGGACUUUCAAGGCUAAAUCCUUGUGGGAAAACACUGGAGCUGUGGUCAUGGCUGUCCGGAGACCUGGGUGAUUUUUGUGCAGAGAGGAAGCUGCAGAGCUGUCCUCUCUGAAACCUGAGCUCAAUGAGUUUGGGGUCCCUUUGUACGCUGUGGUGAAGGAGGACGUCGGUGCCGAGGUCCAGAACUUCAGACCAUUCUUCAAAGGGGAAGUCUUCUUGGAUGAAAAGAGGAGGUUUUAUGGACCACAAGAGCGGAGGAUGGGUCUGCUGGGGUUCUUCAGGGUUGGAGUCUGGAUCGGUGGCUUGAGGGCAUUUAGAAAGGGCUUCAUGGGAAAUGUCUUUGGAGAAGGAUUUGUUCUGGGUGGGGUCUUUGUUAUUGGGAGAGGACAACAGGGAAUUCUGUUGGAACACCGAGAAAUUGAGUUUGGAGACAAAGUCAAUAUUAAGGAUGUCAUUGAAGCUGUAAGAAGAAUGCCACGUGAACUUCAGCAUAUGACCAACAACUAGUUCACUUGUUCUGUACUUAAAAGCUGUUCUCUAAGAAAACUGGGUUAUUACAAAAUGGUAAGACGUCUUGGGUGUGUUCAUGAAGGUCUGUUUUGAAACUUUGAAGAAAUCAGACUUGAUAUUUAACACCCAGUUCAUGUUAUCAUUAUGUAAGAUCUGAGAAACUUUGAGACGGUGACCUUUUGAACAUUAAAACAUGUUUCAGCUG